UUCACGUGUUUGCGAUUCGAUCAUGGAAUGGAUUCUCUGAAACAUGAAAACUCACCCUUUGUGCAGUUUAAAUUUAGCGAUUGGUUGUAGAUCAAAUAUUUGUUAGCUACAGUAAUUGAAAUAUAUAUUUAUGGAGGAACCUCUUUAUGCUGUGCAGGCCUGAUUCUUGAAAUCUGGAUCCCAUGGGAAACAGAAACAGCACCAGUACCAGUGUGUUGUAUAGACCAUCUUUGUCGUUAUUGGAGUUGAGUAGGUCACCAGAGGAGGAUGAAGCCAAUUACGUAAGAGAAAGAGAGGUAGACAAAUACAUGACCAAGAAACUGGGUAAACUGCUGCUGACCUGUGACAUCUGCUGCAAUUUGUUUGAUUUCGCGGAGCACGCACCCAAGUCUUUAAGCUGCCAGCAUACCAUCUGUUUAUACUGUUUGAAGAAUAUCCACGAGAGAGAUGGUAGAAACAGAGAGCUGCCUUGCCCCAAGUGUCGACGUGUCUUCCGAUGGGAGGGCAGCCUCAAAGAUGUCCCGAACGACCACAAAAUUGUGAAGCUCAUAGAUUUUCUAGCCGAGAAUGCUAAGGGCAAUGUCAAUGUUUGCUUGUCUCAUGGACUGAAACGUUUGAAGCUAUUUUGCACUACUUGCGAGGCCCCUCUUUGUAAAGAGUGCAGCACCACGAAUCACACAGCAGGUCACAGAUUCGUUGCCAUUGAAGAAGGGAUGGCGCCUAAGCUAGAAACAGCAACGGAGAUAUUGACGGAGGCCAGACUAGUUUUGUCAAAGCUCCAGCAGCGACAGUCAAGUCUUCUUGAUAUGAUGGGAAAUAUCAACAUAAUGAAGGACAUUAGUGAAGUGGAGAUCGAUGAAAUAUUUGAAGGACUUAGACUGGACCUGGACAUUCGUAAAAACCAGCUGAAAGAUAUACUCCACGAGAAGUGCGCCUCAAGCAAAGCCAAAAUCACCGAAAGACGCAAACAGCUGAGUCACAUUGAAGGCGUCUACAAGAAGCAGGCAAUGAACCUCGCAACUGCGGUGGAGAAGAAAGAUUUCGUUCGGCUGUGCACGCUGAUGAUGACCUCUCAGCAGGUUCAUGAAUCCGUGUGGCCCAUGGCCGACUAUGAUGAUGAGGAUUUGGAGCCGCACAUCGCCUUCAAUAUUCCCCAAAAUAUGCAUCUUGUCACGCAGCUUAAGAACAUUGGUGAGAUUGAAGAAAAACCGUUAUCGGAAGACGACAUUGAAACGAGCGUACUGGAAGGGUCAAAGCUGGAUCACGCCUUUGGAGUGUGCUUCCCAUUCAUUACACCGGAGUGAUGCGCUCAAGGGUUGAAGUGUGUCAGGGAAGGUCGGUCUACAUAUGGACGUGUGUCAACGGAGUAGCCACGACAAACUUCGAUGUACAUAAAGUUCAAUUUAAUGUUUUAAAAAGCUGAUUAUAUCCCUUGAUAUAGAUACAAAGAUAAGAGAGAGGGAGAAUGAUAAGAGGGAGGGACAAUGAUAAAAGAGAGAGAGAGAGUGAUAAGAGAGAGAAAGAUGAAGGAGAAUGAUAAAAGAAGGACAAGAGAAAGAAUGAUAAGAGGAAGAAUGGUAAUAGAGGGAGAAUGAUAAGAUGAUGAUAAGAGAGAGGGAGGAUGAUAAGAGAGAGGGAGAAUGAUAAGAGAGAGGGAGAAUGAUAAGAUAGAGAAUGAUAACAGAGGGAGAAUGAUAAGAUAGAGGGAGAAUGAUAAAAUAGAGGGAGAAUGAUAACAGAGGGAGAAUGAUAAGAGAGAGGGAGAAUGAUAGGAGAAUGAUAAGAGAGAGGGAGAAUGAUAAGAGAGAGGGAGAAUAAUAGAUAGGGAAAGAUAAAAGAGAGAGGAAUGCUAAGAGUGAAUGAUAAGAGUGAAUGAUUAGAGAUAGAGAAUGAUUAGAUACUAAAUGAUAAGAGAGGGAGAAUAAUAAGAGAGAAUGAUAAUAGAGAAUGAUUAUAUAUCGAAUAAUAAUAGAGAAUGAUUAUAGAUAGAAUAAUAAGAGAGAGAAUGAUAAGAGAAAAUGAUUAUAGAUAGAAGGAUAAGAGAGAGUGUGAUAAGAGAGAAUGAAUAAGAGAUGGUACAUGAGUGAGAGAGACACAUAAUCAAAAAAAAAUAACGUGUUCGAGACUUGAGACAAUGAUGAGCAAACGUCAAACGAUAUCUACUUAGCAAAACAAAAAGACAGAUAGAAUUUAGCUCAUAGAAAGUGAGAAAGAGAGAGUGAAAGAGAGAUCAGACCAAGUAAAUUUUGAUCAACUUCUGUAAUUUAUCGAUUCAUGCUUUGACACAGAUAAUCAAUGUAGAUCAAAUCUUCUCAACACUCCCAAUAGUGCCCAACUUGACCAAAAUGACUUGUUAUUUAGUGUUGCCUAUUUAUGCUUCCAGAAUGAAUGGAGUGACUCAAUGGAGUGACUCAAGCGUGUUUGGCUGACACAUUACUGCAUUCCUUUUUUCCUUGACUUGGAAGAAUAAUCUUUGUUGUAAAGAAAAGUAAAAUGAAGUUCCUCUUUCACACCUUUCAAUCUAUAGGGCAGUUGAUGUAAAGGUCAUUUGAUACCAUGGUGUAACGAGGAUGUCAUGUGGCCAGCACAACGGCCAACACAAUAGAGUUGGGCGGAUUCCUAAAAAUCCCGAAAUUCAAAACCCCAAUGUUCACCAAGAUUCGAACCCAAGUCCUUUCGGUUCGGGAAACAAGCGCUUUACCACCCAGCCACUACUCCCCCUAACCUCUUUAUUUAUAAUUGUCAUUAAUUAGACAUUAAUUAGACAUUUUUUUUUCCUAAACAGUGAAUUAAUAGUUUGGGGCAGGGUGUUCAAGUGGUCAAUCACGAGUUCGGGUCGUGAAUACUGGGGGGGGGGGGGGUUUAAGGUUUAGGAUUUUUAUGAUGUCCCUGAGUCCGUCCAUGCCUAAUUUGAAUGUGACAAUUAGUUGACGAAAAUAGACGCGGUCACACAUUCAGCUAUAUGAAUGACAAGCUUUGAAAUGACCGGGGGAUGAAGUGACCGGGGGAUGAAAUGACCGGGGAUGAAGUGACCGGGGAUGAAGUGACCAAGGAUGAAGUGACCAGGGGAUGAAAUGACCAGGGGAUGAAAUGACCAGGGGAUGAAAUGACCGGGGAUGAAGUGACCGGGGGAUGAAAUGACCGGGGAUGAAAUGACCGGGGAUGAAGUGACCGGGGGAUGAAGUGACCAGGGGAUGAAAUGACCAGGGGAUGACAUGACCGGGGAUGAAAUGACCGGGGAUGAAGUGACCGGGGAUGAAGUGACCGGGAACCGAAAACAAUUUAUGAGAGUCCAUCAGUGCUUUUGUUUUCUGUACACCGGAUACACCAAUAAAGAGUUGCCUCCCAUUUUCAUGGAACUCUUCAGUCUACUUUUAAAAUGUCAAUUGUUCAAUAUUUUCAUGUAUAUGGCGUAUUUUAUUCUUGUAUUUAUUAAGCACCCAGCAUGACACCUGUACUGGCAUAAUUACAUCAUGUACAGUAAAAACGAAUUGAUUUAUUAA
Biomphalaria glabrata is the source of this 3503-nucleotide messenger RNA. Its product is annotated as tripartite motif containing 13-like. NCBI's taxonomy places the organism in Eukaryota, Metazoa, Mollusca, Gastropoda, Planorbidae. The coding region runs from base 183 to 1304 and encodes 373 amino acids. The record is from RefSeq and is a predicted model, not a curated record. The transcript has 4 exons. Gene Ontology annotation, molecular function: zinc ion binding.